This is a messenger RNA of Hyaloscypha bicolor E, 777 nucleotides long. RefSeq names its product Phosphoribosylformimino-5-aminoimidazole carboxamide ribotide isomerase. Gene Ontology annotation, biological process: L-histidine biosynthetic process; L-tryptophan biosynthetic process. Gene Ontology annotation, molecular function: 1-(5-phosphoribosyl)-5-[(5-phosphoribosylamino)methylideneamino]imidazole-4-carboxamide isomerase activity. Bases 1 to 777 code for a protein of 258 amino acids. Gene Ontology annotation, cellular component: cytoplasm. Lineage: Eukaryota; Fungi; Ascomycota; Leotiomycetes; Helotiales; Hyaloscyphaceae. The transcript has 3 exons. The record is from RefSeq and is a predicted model, not a curated record.
AUGACCAAAUUCCGACCAUGCAUAGACCUGCACUCUGGCCAGGUGAAGCAGAUUGUUGGGGGCACAUUGACCACAGCUUCUGCUGACUUGAAAACGAACUAUGUCUCGACUCUUCCAGCUGGCGAGUUCGCGAAGCUCUAUAAGGACAAUGGACUGGAGGGGGCGCAUGUUAUAAUGCUAGGGCCUGGGAACGAAGAGGCUGCCCGCGAAGCAUUGGCAGCAUGGCCAGGAGGUCUGCAGGUGGGCGGAGGAAUCACAGACCAGAAUGCGAAGCAGUGGAUUGAAUGGGGUGCCGAAAGGGUUAUCAUAACUUCUUUUCUCUUCCCUUCCGGCAAGUUCUCGCAAGAGUGUCUCGACUCUGUACUCGCAGCCCUCGAUGGAGACAAGGAGAAGCUUGUCAUUGAUCUUAGUUGCCGGAGGAGGGAUGAUACUUGGUUUGUGGCUAUGAAUAAAUGGCAGACGAUUACGGAUAUGGAAGUCAACGAAGGAUCCAUCAAAUCCCUCGAACCAUACUGCUCCGAAUUCCUGAUUCACGCAGCAGAUAACGAGGGUCUGCAGAAAGGUAUUGAUGAGAAGCUGGUGAAGAAAUUGGCGCAGUGGUGCAGCAUACCAGUUACAUACGCUGGUGGUGGAAGAAAUCUCCAGGAUCUAGACCAUGUCAAGAACCUUAGCAAUGGCCGUGUCGAUCUCACAAUUGGCAGUGCGUUGGAUGUCUUUGGUGGAUCCGGUGUGAAAUUUGCGGAAUGUGUUAUAUGGAAUCGACAACAAUCAAUAUGA